AUGUCGGCUAAAAGCCUGCGACAAAAUUGUACUUACAAAUGGUUAAUUAUUUGGAAAGUAUUUUUUAAAAGCGUGAUAUGUUUGAAAUUUCGUCCUUUAAAUAAAGUAUUCUUUGACUUUCAGGACCAAGAUAACAGUACUUCUAUUCUUUCUUCAACCGAUCGCAAUUAUAUUAAUGCACAUUAUUUUAAUGAAUGUGGUACUUAUUCCGUAAGAGUUUCCCAACGUCGCAGCGCCGAUGUUACUACGAAACUCACAACUGAAAACUUUGAAUAUUACAAGGAUAAAGUGUGGCCUUUAGGAAUUGUUUUGUACGGCUUACAGGAUGAGUUACUUAAAGGUGGCACACCAGAUCAUAAUCUGCUCUCUUACGCAAUGACGACAAUCGAAUUGUUGACUUGCGUUGUGUUUCAUGAAAUUAAAAAUGAAGAUGUAUUGGUGACAAAAAAUUAUGUAUGGUUUACCAGUGACGGGGAAGAUACACCAUACUUUGGCUUUCAGGAAGGCAAACAGAUCUUGAAACUAUCAUCCAUAACAAAUGGUGCUCCUGGCCAUAAGGCACACGUGAUAAAUAAUCUAAUGAGAAUUCUUGGUGUGCAUAUGAUGUCGAAUCGCUUUGACAGGGACAAUUACAUUUCCAUUAAUUGGGAGCGAGUUCAAAACGGAUUUGUGAAUAAAAAAAUAUCGUCGUAUAAUAAUGAUAAUAAUAUGUUUUCAGGGAAGGAACACUUGCUGGAAAAAGCUCCUGAACAAUCGUGGUUGUCAAGUAUACCGUAUGAUUUUCAAAGUGCCACUCAUGCACCGGCCAAUUUUAUUUGUUCUUCAUGUGAGUUAGGUGCUAGUACUGUUCAACCCAUUCAGGUAAAUCAAUAA
Messenger RNA from Leptidea sinapis, 873 nucleotides. RefSeq lists its product as uncharacterized. Gene Ontology annotation, molecular function: metalloendopeptidase activity. Bases 1 to 873 code for a protein of 290 amino acids. The transcript has 5 exons. The record is from RefSeq and is a predicted model, not a curated record. NCBI's taxonomy places the organism in Eukaryota, Metazoa, Arthropoda, Insecta, Lepidoptera, Pieridae. Gene Ontology annotation, biological process: proteolysis.